CACCAGCGUGGAAUCGGAGACUGCAGCAUCGCAGCGGUCGUGCUAUUGGCGCUCGAAACCCAAGCUGCAACGUCUGCGGCGAGCGGCGCAGGACAGCGCGAUCUUUGGCUUCGUGGUCACCAUUCAAGGACGACGCUCAAGGAUUCGAUCCGAGCCUUUUGGCCUUCCUUCACAUUGCCCCAAAUUCUCAAGUCUCCAAUUGCUGAGCCUACACUCUUGCUGUCAAACAUGCCAACGCUAUUCUCACGCCGACAGCGGCCUGCUGGCAGCGAGCUAGGCGCACUUCGUUUCGGCAACGGGAUCUCUUCCAGCGACUUGCUUGCUCGAGCUGCUUCACCAAGCGAUCAAGACGCCCGCCCACUGCCUGAUGUGCCUGGUCAUGAUGACCUUCCCGCAACGUAUCAACCAGACUACCGUACUCCCGCCUCCGGUCCUUCGAUGACCGAAUUCGGAGCUGCACGGUCUCAGGUCUCCAAAAGCCCCUAUAUGACUGCCUCAUUUGGGAAGCGGUCAGAGGAUCGCUUCGGGUCUUCUAGCCUUCAGGCACCUGCUCGCAAGCCCAAUCGCUCUGGCACGCUGCCUUUAGUGCCUUUGACAGCCACCACUCCAGUCACUCUUGGAGUCGCUAGUCCAACGAAGGGUCCGGGAUCCGUGUAUGCUGUGCAGGAGCAGGUAGAGCCCUACACAUAUGGAUAUGCUCACGAAGGUUGGGACACUCAGCUCGAUGCUGCCCAAGUUGCAGACCUGAUAACUGCAUGUGGCGACCAGAUUCGUCGCAGAGGUAUCGAUUCGCCCCUCAUCUUCUCAUCCAUGGCGCUAGACGUGUCGCCGAGCAAUACGGGUUCUCUGAUCAAAAGCUAUCUGGCGGGUCUGAAUGACUCAGAUCGUAAUGCGUCGCAGACCACCAUCACUGGUCGCCCGGACGGCACUGCGCAGCCAGAAUCGCUGCCCUCGGGAUUCUUGGACGAAAUACGGUUUGCUAACCCCCACGACCUCGCUACUGUCAUCAAAUGGGCGAUGGCACGAAUGGGUCGCAUCUUCGCUGUGCCUGUACCCACUCCUGCGAAGGGAGGGCCUGGGAGGAAAGGCGAGCUGGAGGAGGAAACAAUCGUCGUGCAGCAGCGCGGCUUCCUCGAGCUAGAGCACUACAUGGCUUGGCGCGAGGAAGAGAGGAAUCGCAACUAUCCUCCGACUGCCUUUUCCGCUUUCAUCGACCUUCUGACCGAUUCAUCAGCCUCUCUGCUUCUCACCACGCUAUUUUCUUUGCUCUCUUCAACCUCCUCAUACAGCCACAAGAACGGCAUGACACCGUCCAAGAUCUCGCGCAUCUUUGGUGCGCUAAUCUUCGGCUUGCCUGAGGACGAUACGUUUGAGCGCACAUACGAUUCAUAUGUGCGGGCGGGCAACGCCACGGAGCAUCUUCUGCACGCAUACAUCCGGGACAUCAGCACGAUGGAGGCAUUGCCCGUGAGGCUAGCAGACCACAUCAAAGGAUACCCCAAGAUGCUCUCUACUGAGCUUAAUCACCCGGCUAGACACGUACAAGGCGUACCUAUUACGCAGGUGGAGCGUCAGGUACGGCUCUACAGUGCUGACCUCGUCCAGACCGCCGGUGAGAUUGACCUGACAAACGACUCGGAGGAAUGGGCUGCGUGCUGUAGCGACAGCGACUACCAUGGCCAGCAUCCGCAACUCUCGGAUCGCUUCCGCAAACUCGUCAACCUUCGAGGAGGCACGGGUCAAGGGCGAAAAGGGGAGGUCAACACGAUUGGUAGGAGCGCGUCUCAAAUUUUGCGAGCAGGAGACUUGGAAUUUGAGGCUUACGAAUCCGUGUCUGCAAAAGACUGGGGUGACUUCAUGCUCGAUGGCUUUGCUGCACCUGAUCAAUCGAAGCUGGCCUUUGAUCUUCGCGAGAGCGAGCGCAAAGCCCGACACAAGCGGCAAUCGAUGGCCUGGGACAAGUUCGAAGAGCAAGGCUUUGUCGCUACGGACGAUGGCCUCCGCGAAGUCCUUAGCUUUGACGACGGGCUGAAAGAGGACAUGCGAAAGUGGCCCUCGCAGCGCGCUGAACUGAUGGAGCAAUUGCGAAACCAGGUCAAAAAGCUGCCGCCCUUUCCUUACGACACGACACCAGUCUGUGUGGCGAGCCCUUCGCGCGAUGGGUCGGAGCACUCUGGACAGUGGCAAGAGUAUCCGAUUUCUCGGAUGGACGAUCUCUUUGCUGAAUGCUGGGCCGACUACUGCUUGGGUAGUGGCUGGAGCAACAGGGACGAGCUGACACACCGGAACGCCAAUUUCGUGGUGGUACAGUACAAGAGCCGUCCAGCGCCAUGGACAGUAGGCAAGGGUGCGUCGUCAGCGUCGGCCUCCCUGCCGACAAGUGUCAGCGUUCGCGAUCACAACGAGUUUGGCGAGGCGAUCCAAGCCGACGACCGCACGGAUGCUGCUUGGUUUGUCGUGCAGGAAAUUGUGCCAUCUCAAUACCGCAGCGACCUGGACGCUGCUGGUCGUCUCAAGCGACGGAGCAAAGCUUACGUUCGGAAGUUCAACGUCUUCAAGCGCAUGUGGAAAGACAGAUCGGAAGAGUCUUUGCCGUACAAUCCGAAUGAUCCAUUCCGCCCGGGUGUCGGGGGCAUGACGAAACAACUUCGACUGCCUGAUCCUGCCGCAACAUCCAGAGCAUUCGAUAUAGAACGAUCAACCACCUACACGACGGUCAGAACACGCGACCAACGUCGCGCGGAUGCUGGCGUAGUGCCGAAUGCUAGCUACGAUCGGUCUUCGCCUUUGCCCUCAGGGGCGGUCACGCCAAGCAAUGAGGAGCCCGCCGCAGGUCGUCUUCUCAACCACCUGCGUUCGCGUACUAGGCGAGGCAGGUCAGGCCAUGAGAAUUCCUACGGAGAUGAAGAAGGCGUGGCACCUGCCGUUCCGCCAAAGCACGGUGCAACCUUGCCUGCCGCUAUGCGACCAGUUGAAAACCAGGCGAGGGCAUCGGAUGUGUCAAACGGCCUCGUCCGAAAAUCCUCGUGGUCAUCGGCGGACUUUGAGACGCGCAGUGUGCAUGACCCGGAUAUGGCUGCCUUGAAUUUUAGCGAUGGGCCACCGAGUGGGGGGCGUGUGAGAAAUGCUCUCCGGCGUGAUCCGCGCCGCGAAAGCAAAGACGAUUCUUGGUUGGAUGUAAUGGUCAAGGCCAACGAGUCACGGAUGACUGGUCAAGAUGCGCCUCCGCCCAGCAGCAAGCCCAAGGCAGCAGACGGCUCGACACCUUCACUAGGUCUUGGCGUCACACCCCUUCCGGCAAACUCCUCGCGUCCCGUGACCCUUCCUGUCCGCGAUGCAAGUCUGCCAGGAGGCUCCAGCAGGUCUCCUGCGCACAACAGUACUCAGUUGCCUGCCAGUGCACCGGCACAUGUCCAGGUCGCGCCUACUGUUGUCAGCCCUGGACCAGCAUCUGCUGCCGCUGCGAUCGCCGCUGCGGGCUGGUCCCGGGAGCCUGCUCGCAAUGGCGUUCCUGCUCAGGAUAGCGAUGCCGACUUUUCACUUCCCUACCUGCAGCCCAAUGCGCGCGACGGUCUAUUGACGGAGGUGCAGGCUACGACUCGUAGCCCUGAACGCUCUUCGCAGUUGACAUCACCACGAUCUGCCGGUGUCAAAGCGACGCCGUCUGCUUCUCCCACUGCGAAGUCCUCCAGCACGUCGGCAGCCCAUGGCGAGCCGCAUCUAGCACGCCGCUCGCCUCCUUUGGAUCGGAUGGAAGUCGAUGGUGCAGAUGACACUCGUGAGAGCACUCGAUCCGUCAUUCCCGCGAUGCCCGGACCUGAUGCGAGUCCCGCUGAGAAGGAACGAGUUCGUCAAGCUCGCAUUGAUGCGGCAAAGGAGCGCGCACGCGAGCUGCGAGCAGGACUGCAAAGUGUGGACGUUCGAAAAGCCAACGCGCCUCAGAGCCCCCAGAAAUCCGUAUCGCCAGCGACAACACCUAACGCGCGGCCUCGUGUGGAUCCGUUCAGCAAGAAUCCGACGGCAGGUCGCGUGUCUGCUAUUGCUUCAAAGUUUGGAGGGCCUGGCAAGGCAGGUAUUGCUUCUCCAACCAACUCGGAAGGCACCCAACGCUCCCCGGCCAAGCUUCCCUUCCCAGGCUCUGCCAUCUCCAGUCCUGAUCCCUCGCCAAGCAAGAAGCCAACCGGAGCAAAUGGCUUCGCUGCUUUCACGAAUGCGCCUCAGUCGCCGUCAGUAGCUGCAGCCGCGCUUGUCAAUGAUGACGCUGACGAGACCGAGUCGGCCGCUGGGCGUCGUUCUGAGGAUAGCGCUGGCGCAACCGAUACAGACUCCAUCUACCCUGAUGAGUCCGCAUCCCGAUAUGUUCGUGACGACAACGAGCGCCCUCUGCGUCUCUACAAUGAGCAUGAGAACGCUGAAGAACUUGAAAAUGCAGAAGCAGAGGAUCAUGUCAUGGCCCUGCGAGCACGGUAUCAACCGGGAAUGCCUCUAGACAAUGUGGCCGAAGAGUCCGAGUCUAUGCUCAGUGGCUCCAACUUCUGAUUACUUGCAACGCCCCGCACGCCUUUCAUCACAAGACGGCCUUCAGCGUGAAGUAUUUAUCGGACUGGCAUUGUCGUUGGAAAGCACUCUGCUCUUCAUCCCACUGUACUACUACCACU
Ceraceosorus guamensis is the source of this 4658-nucleotide messenger RNA. RefSeq lists its product as hypothetical. The coding region runs from base 229 to 4539 and encodes 1436 amino acids. The transcript is spliced from 4 exons. The record is from RefSeq and is a predicted model, not a curated record. NCBI's taxonomy places the organism in Eukaryota, Fungi, Basidiomycota, Exobasidiomycetes, Ceraceosorales, Ceraceosoraceae.